AUGGAAUCGUCCUGCUCGACACCAGGGUCGAGCCGAUCACGUUCAGCGGCAGGGUUACGCCUGCCACUUCACUUACAACAACCGUCGUCGAGUAACUCAGGUCCAGCCGUUGUUAGCCCUUCUGUGCACAGCAUUCGACCUGGCCAAACGUACGUCACCGUUCAGACGCUCACCAAGGAGAAUUUGGUCAUCGUUGUGAAUCAAAAAACGAAGGUUCACGAUGUACUGUGGAAAUGCGGGGAGAUUCUGGAAAUCACCGAGGACAAGCUGUUUGGGCUUGCUCUGCGCCAACCCACUGAGGGGAUAGGUGGAGACCAACCAAGACACGAAUAUUUUUUCCUGGACCCCGCGCAGAAGAUCGUUAAGUACGCUCCGAAGCAACCACGAUUCUCGCAAUGGAUGCCCUCACAUAGUCGUCCGAGCUCCAAGCCCAAGUGA
This is a messenger RNA of Cooperia oncophora, 438 nucleotides long. Lineage: Eukaryota; Metazoa; Nematoda; Chromadorea; Rhabditida; Trichostrongylidae. The record is from the annotation of a GenBank genome assembly.